Symbiodinium necroappetens is the source of this 3108-nucleotide messenger RNA. NCBI's taxonomy places the organism in Eukaryota, Dinophyceae, Suessiales, Symbiodiniaceae. The record is from the annotation of a GenBank genome assembly.
AUGGCCUUUACGCCACAGUUCAUGCGAGGCGGCACGAAGGUUCGCGCUCCAGACCAGCAGGUGACUGUGUACACUAAAAAGAAGAAGCAGACAGCCACGAAGGAGAAGAACAAGAUGGAGAUACUCCUCCAGGAGAUCGUUGAUCUUGGCUUGGACCCAACCAGGACUGUGGCAUGCGUUCUCGAACUUCCGCGCGGAAAGGGCGGCGUUCGGAUGAAUCCGCGCUUUACCAACGAUUUGCACCUCACUGUGCAGAUGAUCACUGGUGACGGCUUCCAGUUGGUCAUGGCAAAGGACAACCGGGUCCUCAUCUCCUUCGAGGAUGCGAAGAAACAGGAAGACGAGGAGGCCGACGAAGCCGAAUCCUCCCUGCGGCCGAGGCCCAAGCCUGACCCGUUCGCCAGCAUCAAGACAGAGCCCUGCUGCACGCUCAGCGAGGAGGUUGGACUGGUGUCCGGCAUCUCAACGGGCGCUCACUACAUAGACCUCUUCGGAGCAGGGCGCUGGAAGUUCCCGGUGAACUUGCUUAGCAGCCUCAAGAAGGAGCAGGAGGAGCGUGCCAAGCGCAAGGCGGCAGAGGCCGAGGCAAAGCGCAAGGCCGCGGCGGAGGCCGAGGCAAAGCGCAAGGCCGAGGAGAAGGCAGCAAAGAAGGCAAAGAAGGCAGCGUUGCAAGAAGCCGCCAAUGCAAGUCCCAAGUCCCGCAAGGACGAGGACUCCAACAAAGCGGAGGACCCAGAAACGAAGGCCGCGCAAUGGGACCCGAGGCCGAAGCCGAAGCCGCCGAAGCCCAGCCGCCAUCAGCCGCCCAGCGGUAGCGAAGCAAUGGCGGACUAUGUGGAGCAGGCACUGCAGGACAUGGUCCCAGAGCUGGACGACCUCCGGCGGCGGAAGGUUUUCUCUGAGGAUGAGCUGAGGCACAUCGUUCGCCGUCGUCGAGAGUUCGAGUACGCUCUGCAGACGCUCAGCGGAACCCUGGCAAGCCACAGGAGCCAGUUGCCUUUGCUCGACCUCUUGCUUGAUGUUGCCGGUAGGCUGCAGGCCGGCGCUGGGAAUGCAGGUGCAGUGGAUGAUGAGUGCGGACACGAGUCAGUGCAGUCCUGCACGCUGCAGAUGCUUCAGCAUGUCGCCGAACGGCGACUGCGCUCCUAUGGCCCCAUGCACCCGGAGCCCUCCGUCGUGCGGUGGAACCAGGUCCCAUCCGGUGGGCGUCUCGUCACUGGCCUUUUGAGCGUCUUCUUGGACCCUGCAGAUGCGAAGAGCCCUCAGCUGGAGCUGGAGAUCGCCAUGUACUUUUCCAAACAGCAGCCCGCACCUUUGGGAGCCCUGCUGCUUCACUGCGGGGGCCCGGGUGCCGACAGCAGCUGCCUCCGAUACGCUUGGGGUUCCCACCUCGAAGGCUACGACGUUUGGUCCAUCUCGCAGCGUGGAAUCGGGCCGAGAGCCGAUCCGGCACUGAACUGCAACAACUCCCACCUUCCGGUUUCCGGCUGCCCGGCCACAGGCUGCCAAAUCAGCGACUUCACCGACUGCCCAUGUGCUCUGCUGGAUGGGACGCCCCAGAUCGGCGAGAUUUGGGCCAACAUCGACCCGCAGAACGAGACGCAGGUUGCGCAUCUCUUACGGAAGAGAGAUGCCUGGGGCAGCAGGUGCGCAGCCUCUCCAAAGUUCCAGUUGACAGGGGCCAACGGCAAGACCUACAACUUUUUGGAAUACGUGGGAUCCCAGUUUCUUUCCUACGAUAUUGAUCGGUUUCGUCGCGCAAUUGGGGCACAGAAGAUGAGCUUCUAUGGGUACAGCUACGGAACAUAUGUGGCCGGUGUGUAUGCUUCGGCCUUCAGUGAGUUCACGGGCCGUGUGGUUCUGGAUGGCAAUAUGGAUCCUACGCCCCGGAAGACCGCACAAGCCACUGGCGAUGCGUUAGCCAACGACAAAUUCAUCGCCUUCUUGCUGAAUACCUGCAAAGCUGCACCAGACUGUCCGCUGGAACACCCUGAAGAAGAGUAUGACCAGAUAGUAGCCGCAGCUCGUCUAGGCAACUUGACAGCGCCUACAAAGUCCGGGAUGCAGUUCCCAUUGACAGUUGGCAUGCUGAUGGCUUACAUUCAGACCGAGUCGGCAUCAAACUCCGGGAGGCUGUUUCACAGAAUCCUGGAGACUUUGGCAGGGCUCUCUCCAAAAGCCAGUAGCGAGACGAUUCACACAACAGUCGCCUUCAUCCUGGAUGGGUUCUGCUUUGUGAAAGGCGUUAGCACCUGGUACAACUAUGACAUUUGUGUUGGUCCUGGACAAACAUCGGAGGACGAGGAGGGUACUGGUCAGGAUUUUGGAGAGCCGUACAUGCAGCAGUGCGCGGUUUGGGGCGUGGAUCAGGCAGGGUACUUUGACGUCCCGGACCUCCUCCGUCAGUGGAAAUCUGCUGCCUCCAAUAGAGGUGAUGCCGGUUUGGCUGCAGUGGUUGGAGACAUGGUGGGCUAUUUCCUUUGGCCAGUGAAGGCGACGCCGAACGCACCGAUGGGUAGUUCUAUCGUGUACCCGCUGGUGGUGGGAAACUUGUUUGAUCCGGCUACCAGCUACAGCUGGGCGCAAAACAUGAAGAGUGCAUUUCCCGGGGGGUCGCUGAUUACGUGGCAGGGGAUCGGCCACGCCUUUCCAUCCCACGCAAGCGAUUACAACAAGGAUGCGGUCAAGGAGUGUCAAGCUCACAUCAAGGCCUACCUCCAGAAGGGCACUAUGCCUGUAAAUGGUCUCACAUGCUUUCAGGUGCGGUACGAGAUUGCCCUAGAGGCCUUGAGGCGCCGCCGAACCAGUGCCCUCCGCUGGAGAAAAUACUCGAUCAGUACAGUCGCAGGGCUAAGGCGGAUCCACAAUAUCCUCCACCGGGGAUCGCACAGAUUCAAGGGAGACUUACAGCUCUGGUAUCAACACGUGGACUUCUGUUUGAGAAGUGGCAGUACGGCGAUGUUGACACGGGUGCUGAUGAGGGCAGUAAAGUAUCACCCGAAAGAGGUUCAUCUCUGGCUGCUUGCUGCAGAUCGAGAACUCCAGCAAGGGCAUGUUGAAGCUGCGCGGAAGCUCCUACUACGCGGCCUGCGGUGCGUUCCCACAUCG